Sporisorium graminicola is the source of this 1467-nucleotide messenger RNA. RefSeq lists its product as uncharacterized. Gene Ontology annotation, molecular function: iron-sulfur cluster binding; catalytic activity. The record is from RefSeq and is a predicted model, not a curated record. The transcript is spliced from 2 exons. NCBI's taxonomy places the organism in Eukaryota, Fungi, Basidiomycota, Ustilaginomycetes, Ustilaginales, Ustilaginaceae. The coding region runs from base 1 to 1467 and encodes 488 amino acids.
AUGAUCUCAGCUUCAGGCAUCAAGCCCUUGCUUGAAGAAAGAGCUCCCUGGUUGGACGCCGAGAACUACACCGCUGCGGCACAAGUCUUCCCCAUGCGAGCCAACAACUACGUCGUCGAUCAGCUCAUCGACUGGCAACAAGUACCCAACGAUCCCAUUUUCCGUCUGGUGUUUCCGCAACCGGAGAUGCUCGAGCCAGAGCAGUUAGAUCGAAUCAAGCUAGCCUUGCGAGCCAAAGCUAGCGGUCCCGUACUGCGAAGUUUGGCCGAACAAAUUCGUCAGACUCUUAACCCACAUCCAAGCAAUCAAAAGACCGAGAAUGUUCCUGUCGACUUGGCCACCGGCGCAACCUUGGCAGGCGUUCAACACAAGUAUCGCGAAACAGUCUUGUUCUUCCCUAUGGAAGGACAGUUCUGUCAUAGCUUCUGCACAUACUGUUUUCGUUGGGCCCAAUUCACCGCUGUUGGUUCAGGUCAAGGUUUCCAAUCCAAGGAUGUUGAGAAGCUCACAAACCAUCUUGCAGCCAGUCCGGAUGUUAGUGAUCUGCUCUUCACCGGAGGAGAUCCGAUGGUGAUGAAGACUCAUCAUUGGGAAAACUAUCUUGAUCCUAUUCUGAAUGAUCCUCGUCUUGGCCAUAUUGCAACCAUUCGUAUCGGGACAAAGUCGCUCGCCUAUUGGCCGGAACGGUUUGUAAACGAUGCAGAUGCAGCCUCGACUCUCGAUCUCUUCCGUAGAGUCAUACAGAGUGGACGUCAAGUGUCCAUCAUGGCGCAUUUCAGUCACGCGGUCGAGCUGGAGACUCCUCUCGUUCGAGAGGCUAUUCGACGUAUUCGUGCUACAGGUGCUCAAAUUCGUUGCCAGGCACCUUUGAUUCGUGGUAUCAACGAUGAUCCCGCAGUCUGGUCAAAGAUGUGGCGAACUCAGACGCAGCUAGGCUUGAUUCCGUACUACAUGUUUGUGGAGAGAGACACUGGAGCAAAACACUUCUUCGAAGUUCCUUUGGAGAAGGCUUUCGACAUCUACAAACAAGCUUCUUCGAGCGUAGCUGGAACGGCCAGGACGGCUAACGGCCCUUCGAUGUCUGCAUCUCCUGGCAAGAUCCAAGUGGUUGGUAUCUGCGAGCUGCCAUCGCCUACGCCAGGUGCCGGCGCUACCCGCCCGGGUCAUGAAAAGGUGUUUGUCCUUCGCUUCUUGCAAGGUCGAAAUCCAGACUGGUGCCGUGAGACCAUCUUUGCUCGCUUCGACCCAAAAGCAAGCUGGUUUGACGAGCUCAAGCCUGCAUUUGGUGAGGCACGGUGGUUCUUCGAGCAGGAGUACAACGAGCUACGAUCCACUUCGGCUGAACUUGGUUCAAGUGGACAGAGGUUUGCGACUUCGUUUGCCGGCCGUGACAGGGCUGGCAUUGCAGCAUCUGCUGUAGGGAUUGGAGCUCAGAGCAAAUCGAUGGCUGCUAUGUCGUCUCAAUAG